GUUUCACCGGCAUGUCACGUCCUUGUGUGGCGUUUACGUGUACGCGAACGGAGGCUUACAAUAGGAAUACUGCCACUGUUGUUGUGUUUGUUGUGAGCUCGACGCUUUGACGCAGCAAGUUAACGUUAGCUAGCUAGCUAGCAUGUUGCUAACUUGCGGGCUAAAAGGAAGUUGCUACCUCCGGUGGUAAAAACGGUGGCGGCGUUUUAUUGUUAUUGUUCCUGUUGUUCUUUUUAUUCCGACGUCUCCGACCUCGUUUGCUUCUUCUCGUUCGAGACCUUUUCGACGUUUUCUUGCCGCCGCCGCUGCUGCUGCUGCUCAGGCCGUGUCUGCUGUGACACACCGCGCCACCUUGGGAGAAAUCCACCAUCGUUCUACUAUAUGGAGAAGAUGUCCACCGGCAGACGAGUGUGAUGCCACUUCUGGACCAUCUAACGCAGUAUCUCCCAAAAAGCUCGGCCUGGGAGAUGCUCUCUCCUCAGCACCAUCACCGACGCACUACAAGCUGCUUUAUCUGAAACAUUAAUCGCUUCCGGUUUGCGUUUCAAAGUAAACUGCAGUGCAGCCAAAUAACAGCACUGGAUAAGCGAUAAUUUAACAUGAUAUAAGCACCCAUUCUGGUGGGAGCUUGAUAUAGUGAAGUAACUCAUAAGGUUUAACUAACAUACAAACAAACAAAAACUGUCUUGAACCAACCCACAACGACGAAGUAUUUUACGUUGAAAACUCACAUCGAAAGUUGUUUUGUGAUUUGACACAAUCGUGUAAGCUGUUGGUGAAAACUUCUCCUAAGUUAUGUUCAUUUUGGUCAAGAUUACCUCCGUUUUUGGGGGGACUUGUAGUUCCCGGCGUCCGCGUUAGGGUGUGCACAGUCCGCAUACUCCGCUCGACGAUUCGCUAACAGUGUGUUCUGUUAGCGUCUGUUAGCCUGCGGAAGCUAACCGCACACUGGCAGAAGGCGGAAGUCCUUGUUAGUCUUGAUUUUUUACCAUUUACUGCCUGUGUAUCGUAUACUUGUGUACUGGAGUACGCCAAGGCAUGUGGAGGGUGACUUUACAAGCCUUCAGUGUUUUGUUGCUGGCCUUCUUCGUAGGGAAGUUAGCUAUGGGCUGGUUCAAGCGGACGGACCACAUAGCAAGGACGGGCACAGACCAGCAGGAGCAGAGCUGCUUCUGUCAUCUGACGGGCGUGCUCGACGACUGCUUCUGCGACGUGGAGAGCAUCGACUUGUUCAACAACUUCAAGAUUUAUCCUCGCAUCAAGCAGCUGACGGAGAGAGACUACUUUCGGUACUACAAGGUCAACUUGAAGCGUCCGUGUCCAUUCUGGUCCGAUGACGGUCACUGUGCCAUCAAAGACUGCCAUGUGGAGCCUUGCCCAGAGAGUAAAAUUCCCGCAGGCAUCAAGUCUGGGAAUUAUAACAAGUAUUCCCAGGCUGCCAACAGCAUGUCGGACAUGGCCGAGUGCCAACAGGCCGAAGAACUGGGCGCCAUCAAUAACACCCUGAGCAAUCAGAGUAAAGAGGCGUUUGCGGACUGGGCGAGACAUGACGACGCUCAGGAUCAUUUCUGCGAGCUGGAUGACGAAACGUCCCCUGACGCCGAGUACGUGGACCUGCUGCUUAACCCGGAACGCUUCACGGGAUACAAGGGCCCUUCAGCAUGGAGGGUGUGGAACAGCAUCUACGAGGAGAACUGUUUCAAGCCCAGGUCUGUGUACCGACCUUGGAACCCUUUGGUCCCCAGCAGAGGUGACGACGACGGCGAGGGCUUCUACAACUGGCUGGAAGGUCUUUGUUUGGAGAAGAGAGUUUUCUACCGUCUCAUCUCAGGCCUGCACAGCAGCAUCAACAUCCACCUCAGUGCCGAGUACCUGCUGGACGAGGGUUGGGGCAAAUCCGUUUGGGGCCCCAACACGGAGGAGUUCCGUCGUCGCUUCGACAUGGCCGACACGAAGGGCGAAGGCACGCGGCGUCUGAAGAACCUGUACUUCCUGUACCUGAUCGAGCUGCGCGCGCUCUACAAGGUGGCGGCGUACUUCGAGCGCGCCGUGGUCAACCUGUACACGGGCAACGCUCACGAGGACGCCGCCACCAAGGAGCUGCUGCUGCACUUCUUCGACGAGAUCAAAGCCUUCCCCAUGCACUUUGAUGAGAAGUCCAUGUUUGCUGGACAUAAGAAAGAAGCUAAAAUUUUGAAGGAAGAAUUCCGGCUGCACUUCAAGAACAUUUCUCGGAUCAUGGAUUGCGUGGGCUGCAGUAAAUGUCGUCUAUGGGGAAAGCUGCAGACGCAAGGCCUGGGGACCGCCCUCAAGAUCCUCUUCUCCGAGAAGCAGAUCAAGAGCCUUUCGGAACAUUCCCCCUCUAAAGGUUUCCAGCUCACUCGCCAGGAGAUUGUCGCCUUGCUCAACGGCUUCGCCAGAUUGUCCACCAGCAUUCAUCAGCUACACAGCUUCCGCCUGCUGUUAAACGAAAAGAGGUAACAGGAAGUGGCCAGCAGGCGACACCUCAUUGGACCGUCCCCCCCACCCCACACUCCCAGGCAUCUCUGCUGCGUUCGAGCUCACAACCUUUUGGACUGGAUGUAUGAGGACAAGGUGGAUCUGAGGACGUACGUUUAAUUUAUUCAGGGGAAACCCGCCCCCCCGCUGACGUCACAUCACUUUGGACCCCACCCCAUCCCCCUCACGUGUGUGACUUUCAUAGUAAAAUGAUCACAUGAGUUGUGAAAAUAAACUAACGACUGUGUGCGCGCGCGUGUGUGGUCAUGUGAUCACGUUGAGGAUACGGAACUGGACCAAAGAAGUUGCCGGUUUUUGUUGAGCUUGUUGCCAUACAGAAGAGCUACUUUGAGUAAAUGAUUUAAUUGAAAAUGUAAUUUUUUUGUGCUUCAAACCUUCACUUCUACUUGUUUAUCUCAUAUAUUUCAAUGCUAGAACUCAAGCUAGCUUGUUUCCGAACUCACAGCUAUGCUAGUAGUAAUUCUCAUUACAAGUUGUGUCCACUGGGAGGCGACAAAGAUUUUCGCCGUUUUUACCCCCAACAUUGCUGACAUUUUUUCGACAAAUUG
This is a messenger RNA of Doryrhamphus excisus (bluestripe pipefish), 3068 nucleotides long. RefSeq names its product endoplasmic reticulum oxidoreductase 1 beta (gene ero1b). Gene Ontology annotation, cellular component: endoplasmic reticulum membrane; endoplasmic reticulum. Gene Ontology annotation, biological process: protein folding in endoplasmic reticulum. The record is from RefSeq and is a predicted model, not a curated record. Gene Ontology annotation, molecular function: thiol oxidase activity; FAD binding; protein-disulfide reductase activity. Lineage: Eukaryota; Metazoa; Chordata; Actinopteri; Syngnathiformes; Syngnathidae.